This is a messenger RNA of Cladocopium goreaui, 437 nucleotides long. Lineage: Eukaryota; Dinophyceae; Suessiales; Symbiodiniaceae. The record is from the annotation of a GenBank genome assembly.
AGGUUCGAGAGCGCUUGCUCUUUGAAGACAUGGACCGUGCCAGUUGGUUCAGUGCCGCGGGGGUCAGUGGCCUCGAGGUUCAGCGAUUGCUUGAGCGUCAUCAAGAAAUGCAUCAGCGCGCUGGGCGCUUGGCUCGGCAGCUGAAGUUGCUGAGUCGAGGGCUGCAGCAGCAGGGCGCUCUUUCUUCUAGGAGACGUGCUUUUCAGGCCAAGACCGUGGGAGAGAAACUACAGUCCUCCUUGGUCUGCCUGGCAGCUGUUGCAGUGGCCCCGGUCCCCGGCAGCAGCGAGAUGUGGUUGGCCACAACAACCAUGAUGUGGUUGGACAAAGAUCAAGCCUGGCAGCAUGUGGUGUACGAGCACCCGCGCGAUGCUGAUACAGACACAAUCCUGGACCAAUUCCAAUGCCGCUCCAGCAAGGCAGAGGGAGAUGUCUAG